Molecule: messenger RNA, 3066 nt
Organism: Pseudomyrmex gracilis
Lineage: Eukaryota; Metazoa; Arthropoda; Insecta; Hymenoptera; Formicidae
Exons: 7
Coding region: 485-2209 (574 amino acids)
Source: RefSeq, a predicted model, not a curated record
UAUGUACUAUGCUUUAAACACAAGUUUAUAUUAAUAACACGCCAUGUUUUUUACUCAGUGGGGUGUGUAGAACAGGGCCGGGGUGAAAAUCAUCUCUAGAGGCAUGCAGUGUCAAAAUGGGAAGGAAACUAUACUUGUUGUCCUUCACUGAGACCUGCCAGCCUCACUUCAACGAUAUAUCCACCACCUACAUGCACAAGAAUUAAAUAAUUCUCAUACAACAUAACCAAAACUGUAAGAAACAAAGAAUAAUAUUGGAGAAUUAAGUAACAUAAGAAAUUUGAAGACAAGAUUUGAGACAAAAUAUUGAAAAAUUAAAGUGUGUAGUGGUGUGUGGAGAUUCUAUAUAAAAAAAUUGCACUACUGAAACAGACAAUAAUAAAAUAUAUCAUAUCUUACUGUAUAUAGAAGAGAAGAUGAUCAUCCUGGAAGCAAUGGAGUUGGUUAGAGUUCCUUGGUCUAAGACUAGAGCUAUUAAGAGGGAAUGAGGAACCCGGCAUUGCAUCUGAUCGGGAUAGCAGCGUCUCCUGGAGGAGGAGAAGGGAUUUUCGGAUCGCGGGCCGAGGAGGAGUUGCGUAGGUGGCUUGAAGCACGCUUGGACGCAUUGGGUAUUGACCCAGUAGCGUACUCGCGAUUUGUGCUGAGUAUCCUGCGCCGCCCCGACUCGGCCCUUAGUCCUCCGGUAGAGGCAUUUAGGCUUGGUGUAGGCACAGAAUGUCGUUCAUGUGACCGAUCUAAAACAAAGUUGCUAACCUGCGAUAAUAGGGAGCAACGACAAGCUGUUAUACAAUGUCUAAUAAGUGCUGCUGACGAUAAAUACGGAGUGGAGACGCUAGUUGAUGAACUGUGUAUGAAAAUAAGAGAAUUGGAUGGGAAAAACUCGUGUAACGAGAGAGAAGAGCAAAUCAAUAACGAAUCCAAAACGAAUUUAGAGUUAUCACCUCGCGAUAAAGCUCUCAGAUAUUACACAGCAUUUCCGGCUUUGCAAUCUGUUUCCAUCAAAAAGUUUUCUCAGCGGAAAGAUCGAAACUUGGCCAACAAGAACAACAAUAAGAACAACGGAAUUAGUUUGCACAAUACCAAAAAUACAAACUAUCGCAAUAAAAAAAGUAAGAUGUCUGUUGUGAACAUUGAAUCGCAAUCGUCGGAAGAAAAAGAAAGUUUUGGAUUUGCUAGAUCAAUGGAGCGUGAGCGCGAGUCAGAGUUACGCGAGUCAGAGUUACGCGAUCAAUUAGAGGAAUUAGAGGCGAAGAUCAAGAGCUUACAGAUAAUUUGGGGCCCGACAUCGAACAAUGCGCAAAAUACGGCUUCUAUAUGGGCUCCGCCAAAUGGGUCGCUCUCUGUUCCUUGGCUCAUAGAUGGUCCUAGCAGAAUGCUAGAACCAAAUGCGAAUUUUUCUCGAUCCGAAAAUAACCGUAAUGUCGGUUAUAAUGCAUCAAACCAGCAGCACUCGUUUGAGUCACCAUUUCAUAUUCCACACAAUAAUAUUAAUCUUAACGAGGAUAAUGCAAACAAUCAAGAACGCCGCGUAGAUUGGUCUUUCCUAUCUCCAGGACCUUUUUUUCCUCCUAAUUGGAGAGCCGAUGCUGCCGGCCAAACAUGUUCCUCGUUUCCGAAACCUUCCACAGGAGCUAGCAAUGGAUCUCGUAUGAGUCUGGAAGUAAAAGUUCUCGAGCCAGACGAAGAUCUUCUGGAAUCUGAUCGUACUCACUUUUGUCCGAUAAAGAACGGUUAUAUAGAUGGAACAUCAUUUGCCGUCAACAACUCAUGGGAACGGGUCAUGUAUCGCAGAUCCACUUCAGGAAUGCUAUAUCUAAUGGAUGACGAAACCCCGUACAUGGAGUAUAAGGAGCCUACGAUGCCAGACUUUACGAAUUUUACAUUGAAAUUCCGUUUGCGUCAGGGAUGUGACAAGAGCGUCCAAACUGAACCAUUGGAAACUUUUUUUCCAGAAGAAUACGAUCAAUUACUUUGCUAUACUUCCGACGAAGAUGAAUCCGGAAGUUUAGCCAAACAGGAUCAGUUUUGCUAUACUUCUGACGAAGCUUUUGAUCAAGAUGACGAACGAAAAGAAAACAAAAAAGAUUCUUUUGCUUUGAAUCCCAUUGGCUGGGAACAAAAAACAGAUCCUCUGCACAUUCAUAGAAGAAGAAGGCACAGCAGCUUCGGGUGCCAGCCAUUGAGGACUUUGCGUCCGUUGACCUUGUGAACGGAAAAUAACGUAAGCUGCUAAAAUAAAAAAAAAAUAAAAAAAAUAGCUAUAUAACCGGAGUUUGGAGGUUUAGCUAUACUUUUUUUUCGCGAUACAAAGAAUUGUAUAAGAGAGAAGCGUAAAUGGGGGUCCUCUUGGCAUGUGGAAUUUGUUAUGCAUGUAUCCAAGAAGGACACAAGUAAACCCCAUCGUUACUUGUAAUGAACAACAUGUAAUGAAACGAAACGCAAGAAUAUUAACUUCAUUUAGAUAAUUAGGUGAAUCCUUUGAUGCGAAUAAAAAGAACGAGACGAAGAAAAAGAGAGUGUAUACCUUACGUGUACACCAGCGUUUAACGUUGAGAGAACGUUAAAGAAAAAAACACGUAGUCAACGCGAUUUAAGUUGUAGGUUGUUGAUUACUUUGUGAUUUUCGAAAAGAACUUAGUACGCGCUGAGUUUUUUUUUAGAAAAUUGUAGUAAGCAAUUUUGUUUCUCGCCCGACGUGCAGGCCAUACUUAUUUAAUUAUUAUGAAAAAAAAGAAAAACAAAAGAAGCAAUUACAUGUGUGCGACUUAGGAAUUGGAGAUUUAUUAUACAUGAAAGAAUACAGUUUUGAGUACUUAUCUUAAACGCCGCACGGCUAGAAAUCGGGCAUUUGAAGUGCUGUUCUGUUUUCUUGUUGUUUUUUGUAAUUAAUUAAUGGAUUAUAUUAACCGUAUCCUUCUAAUUAUAAUUUAACUGCCUAGAAGAUUAAUCUCCCCCUUUCUCCAGCCCCUAUCCCUUCUCCAAAUCUCCCCGUAUCCAACGCUUUCCUUGUGCUCACCUUAAGGAAACCGAAUAACUGAAAAACAUACAUAUAAAAAAACAAAAAAA